UAAUUUGUAGAUCGCGCCUUACUGUUGUGUAACGUUUUUAUAGAUGUUGCAUUUUUAGUGCUGAUCGAUCUACACUAAGUUUGCAAAACUGCAUGGCUAACCGAGUUGAUACAAAUGAAUGGAUUUAAUCAUUUGAUGUUACUUUUCAUUGGUAUUAUUACAGUACUGGUGAUUCCUAAUAAAAUUAAAUUUGAAUGCUGCUCAUUACUUAUGUUUAGGUGGCGUUUUGUGGUACAUGGAUGUAUUGAUGGAUACAGUAGAGCAGUAGUGUACCUAAGGUGCAACACGGAUAACACAUCCAGUACAGUUUUGUCAUGUUUUAAGGAUGCAGUAGGUAGCUGGGGGCUGCCAUCACGUGUUCGUGGAGAUAUGGGCGUGGAAAACCGAGAUGUGGCCAGAUGCAUGCUGGAUCACCCUAAAAGGGGGCCAGGGCGUAGCAGCUACAUAACUGGCAAAAGUAUGCGCAACUCCCGAAUAGAGAGGCUAGGGCGAGAUGUAUUUCAGGCGGUUUUGUCCAUUUUCCAAGAUUUGUUUCAUGAUAUGGAGGAAGAUGGGAUAUUGGUCCCAGACAAUACACUGCAUUUGUUUUGUUUGCAUUAUGUAUACAGACCAAGAAUUAACAACAUGCUGGAUAGGUUUGUACAGUCAUGGAAUCACCAUAAGCAGAGAACCGCAAACAAUAGAACACCGAUACAGCUUUUCAUUUCUGGUAUGCACCAUGUGGCCGGAGAAGAUAAUAUAAUUCCUCGGGAGUAUUUUGAGACCAUCAAAGAGGUAAUUUCAGUCUUUUUACAGGCUAUUUUUUCUGCCUCCGUGUUGUUUUGUUUAUUUGGCACAAAGGCUAGAGGAUACCGAAGUAUUAUUGUAUGGGCUCUCAGCCUAUGGUGUCCUCUUGGCACAUCUCAUGUAAUUUUGGCAUAAUUAAAUAAAUUAUAAUAAAAUAAAUCUGUCAAUGUUGCAAGAUAUUUAAAACAAGGUGUUUGUGAAAAUUAAGAAAUUCUGUAACUUCAGCAAUGAUGUAAAAAAAAACUAGAAAAAAAAACACAAAAAAAACUAGUCACCUGAAUUAAAGAUGGAUCCUGCUAAGCCUAGAUUGUGAA
Messenger RNA from Anneissia japonica, 1100 nucleotides. RefSeq lists its product as uncharacterized. The coding region runs from base 115 to 921 and encodes 268 amino acids. The transcript has a single exon. Lineage: Eukaryota; Metazoa; Echinodermata; Crinoidea; Comatulida; Comatulidae. The record is from RefSeq and is a predicted model, not a curated record. Gene Ontology annotation, molecular function: nucleic acid binding.